Penicillium hordei is the source of this 432-nucleotide messenger RNA. RefSeq lists its product as uncharacterized. Gene Ontology annotation, molecular function: peroxiredoxin activity. Bases 1 to 432 code for a protein of 143 amino acids. Lineage: Eukaryota; Fungi; Ascomycota; Eurotiomycetes; Eurotiales; Aspergillaceae. The record is from RefSeq and is a predicted model, not a curated record. The transcript is spliced from 2 exons.
AUGUCCGACAACCCGAAAUUUGAGGAGCUGCACAAACAGCUCUUUGACGAAGGAGUCCAAGUGCGGAGAGCAGUCCUUGGAGAUGAGUAUGUCAAUAACGCGCUGCAAAAUGCCACAUCAUUCACGAUGCCUGGACAGCAGCUCAUCACGGAAUGGGCAUGGGGUACUGUCUGGAAACGCCCGGGUCUAGAUCGAAAGCAGCGCAGCCUUCUAAAUAUUGGAAUCAUCAUUGCCCAGAAAGCAUGGCUUGAGCUGGCUUUGCACACCCGGGGUGCUAUAAACAACGGCCUGACAGAGAUAGAGAUUAGAGAGGCUGUUCUGCAGGCAACGGUCUACUGUGGCACACCUGCCGGUGUCGAGGCAAUGAUGGUGACUGAGAAAACCAUCAAUGAGAUGAUAGAGAAAGGCGAAUAUAAGCGCCCGGAGGUCUAA